AUGUCUGGGGCAAAGGGAUUUCACAUCGAACACCCACACGUCUCUUAUGAAACCGCUCUCUCUGCAUGUCUCUAUGCCUUCACCUCCGCCCCGUCUCCCCCUCAUUUCCCCCCCAUGUGUUACUCGGGUAAAAAUGGUGCUUUGGUGGGUGUAUCCACAGUGAAGGUACGGCGGCUGCGCAUUGGCCUAGGCUUGACCUUGAUCACCACAGGGACGGUGCGCCUCCUCAUUAUCGGCGGACUGCAGGAAAGCGUCUGUAAUGAGGGAGCCCAACUGUCCUCGGGGACUCAGACGCACGCACGCAUACCCACACAGAUGCCAAGGCACUUCAUAUUAGCACCCAUGCACCUGCUGACACCUGUGCUUAUGCAAGAACUUCACAGCGGCACACAGCGGCGCGCUCUCGGGGCCCCCCACGCCGCUGUCGGCCUCACCUUCUGUUUGUGUUUCUUCUGUUCUUCCCACGCACGCACAGAUGCCCACCUCCCCCCCACCCCUUCUGAUGCUGCCCACCACACAGACCUUAGGACCUCACUGCCCACUGACACUGCAAAUACGGCACAGACUUCCCAGCGGUGCCCUCUGCUGGCCGUGCACUCAGACCAAACUCAUGCCAUGGAUCAGUCUUCGGUCUUCGAAGUUAUCUGCAGCAGGGAGGGGUCCAGUGCUGCAGGUCAGCCGGGCCACAAGACAGAAAGAGCCAUGUCUAGAGCCAAACAGAUGAGCUGA
Molecule: messenger RNA, 729 nt
Organism: Knipowitschia caucasica
Lineage: Eukaryota; Metazoa; Chordata; Actinopteri; Gobiiformes; Gobiidae
Source: the annotation of a GenBank genome assembly